AUGGAGGGGACACUCGGGGACCGGAGGGGACACACAGGGACCGACGGGCACACUCGGGAACCCGAUGUGCCCUCACUGCGUGGGGACAAUCCCCUGUCACCAGCCGUACCGGGGGACACCGGCUCAGGUACCGCCACCGACGGGGACACGCGGGGACAGGAGGGGACACGCGGGGACCGACAGGGACACAGGGGUGACAGUACCGCGAGCGGAGGGGACACCGUGGCGGCGGGCGGGUGCGCGUGGGUGACAGCGCCGCGGGACAGGGCGGCACUCGAGGGGACAGGACGCGGGGGCCGCCGCCGGCUGUGUCACCCCCCCGCUGUCCCCUUGUCCCCAGCCGUGUCCCUGCCGAGCCCCUCCCUGGGCACAGAGCGCACGCCCCGGCCCCGGGACCCCCCUGGGGACACGGAGCCCGACGGGGACAAGGUGUGCGCCGUGUGCGGGGACAGGGCCAACGGGUACCACUUCCACGUCAUGAGCUGCGAGGGCUGCAAGGGCUUCUUCAGGCGCUCUGUCAUCAAAGGUGUCCGGUUCACGUGUCCCCUGGCGCGGCGCUGCCCUGUCACCAAGGCCAAGCGGCGACAGUGCCAGGCCUGUCGCCUCCAGAAGUGCCUCGAUGUGGGCAUGAGGAGGGACAUGAUCAUGUCGGAGGAGGCGCUGCGGCGGCGGCGGGAGCUGCGGGGCCAGCGGGGCCAGCUCGGGGGCCAGCGGGGCCAGCUCGGCGGACUGACGGGCGAGCAGCAGGAGCUCAUCGAGCUCCUCAUCGCCGCCCACCAGCGCACCUUCGACUCCAGCUUCUCCCAGUUCAUGCACUGCUGGCCCGCCGUGCGCCUGUUCGUGCCCGGCCCGCCGGCUCCGGCUGUCCCCACGGGGCUGUCGCUGUCGCUGUCGCCGUCGCCGUCGCCGUCGCCGUGCGAGGAGGCGCCGCCGGACGUGUUGUCUUUGCUGCCUCAGUUCGCCGACCUGAGCACGUUCAUGAUCCAGCAGGUGAUCAAAUUCGCCAAGGAGAUCCCGGUGUUCAGGAGUUUGUCCCUGGACACCCAAAUUUCGCUGCUGAAAGGGGCCACGCUGGGGAUUUGCCAGAUCCGCUUCAACACCGUCUUCAACGCCGACACCAAGGCCUGGGAGUGCGGGCAGCGCUGCUACACCAUCCGCGACGGGGCCCUGGCUGGGUUCCAGCAGGUCUACCUGGAGCCGCUGCUCAAGUUCCACGAGAGCCUGCGGCGGCUGCGGCUGCACGAGGCCGAGUACGCCCUGCUGCAGGCCAUGCUGCUCUUCUCGCCAGACAACGCCGGCAUCGCCCAGCGCGACGUCGUCGACCACUUCCAGGAGAAGGUGGCCCUGACCCUAAAGAGUUACAUCGACCACCAGCACCCCCCGUGCGAGGGCAGGUUCCUGUACGCCAAGCUGCUGCUGCUGCUGACGGAGCUGCAGACGCUGAAGGUGGAGAACACGCGGCAGAUCCUGCACAUCCAGGACCUGUCGGCCAUGACGCCGCUGCUCUCCGAGAUCAUCAGCUGA
Molecule: messenger RNA, 1524 nt
Organism: Cinclus cinclus
Lineage: Eukaryota; Metazoa; Chordata; Aves; Passeriformes; Cinclidae
Gene: NR1I3
Product: nuclear receptor subfamily 1 group I member 3
Exons: 9
Coding region: 1-1524 (507 amino acids)
Biological process (GO): negative regulation of transcription by RNA polymerase II; cell differentiation; positive regulation of transcription by RNA polymerase II
Molecular function (GO): RNA polymerase II cis-regulatory region sequence-specific DNA binding; nuclear receptor activity; zinc ion binding
Source: RefSeq, a predicted model, not a curated record